Messenger RNA from Hylaeus volcanicus, 2421 nucleotides. RefSeq names its product cdc42 homolog. Gene Ontology annotation, biological process: small GTPase-mediated signal transduction. The transcript has 5 exons. Lineage: Eukaryota; Metazoa; Arthropoda; Insecta; Hymenoptera; Colletidae. Gene Ontology annotation, molecular function: GTPase activity; GTP binding. The record is from RefSeq and is a predicted model, not a curated record. The coding region runs from base 269 to 844 and encodes 191 amino acids.
UAUCAUGGAUAUUGGAUAGUAGGUGUGUAUGACAAGCUUAGUGAAUCAGUAUAUCCGUCAGGAGAAAUGAAUAUUUCGAGAUAAAUGUGUAGUGCUGAGAAAUAAACCGUGCUGGAGUGUUUGAUGUUGUUUAUGCUCUUUUUCAUUUUAUUUCGAACUACCUCGAAUCAUUUGUUUACCACAUUUUAAGAUUAUGAGCUACGAUUUUAACUUUUAAUGACAGACGCACGGUUAUAGUUGUUUCAGGUAAAAUAUAUAGAAUAUCAAUAUGCAGACAAUAAAAUGUGUAGUAGUAGGAGACGGAGCUGUGGGUAAAACGUGUCUUUUGAUUUCGUAUACCACAAACAAAUUUCCAUCUGAAUAUGUACCUACAGUUUUUGAUAACUAUGCUGUCACGGUAAUGAUAGGUGGCGACCCAUACACAUUGGGAUUAUUUGAUACAGCUGGUCAGGAAGAUUACGAUAGGCUGAGACCUUUAAGUUAUCCACAAACAGAUGUAUUUCUUGUUUGUUUUUCAGUAGUGUCGCCAUCAUCAUUUGAAAAUGUCAAAGAAAAGUGGGUGCCUGAAAUAACUCAUCAUUGUCAGAGGACCCCCUUCUUACUUGUCGGCACUCAAAUCGAUUUGAGAGACGACGUCGCUACUAUCGAAAAGUUGGCAAAAAAUAAGCAAAAACCAAUAUCGGCGGAACAGGGAGAAAAAUUGGCUAAAGAGUUAAAAGCGGUGAAAUACGUAGAGUGCAGUGCUCUCACGCAGAAAGGUUUAAAGAACGUAUUCGACGAAGCAAUUUUGGCUGCACUCGAACCUCCCGAGCCAGUAAAGAAGAGGAAGUGUAUACUGUUAUAAAACGAGUAUUUAUUUUGAAAGCGAUGCAUGUCCGAAAGGUAAACAAAGUUAUGCAUAACUAUAGCGAGCAACGAGUUCAACACGUAGUAUAAAGCACUGUUUAAAACAUUUCGAACUGUGCUUGUAUGGUUCCUUUUUAAGAAAGAAAUAUUCAUCUUCAGAGACACGUUAAAAGCCGCUAUUACCAGCGCGACAAUUUCAACCGAUUUACUUCUGUAUUAAUCACGUUACAAUCACGAUCACAUUCCACGCAACGUGAAUUCUGGCUUUAAAUUUCUCAGAGCUUAUUGCACAACGAUUUUCUAAUCAUUGCUUCGAAAAUUUACAUACACGAGAGCCGUACUUUUAUCAAUCUUAUCCAAGAGAUUUGUAUCGUUCAAAAUUCCUUUGAUGCUUCUAUUAGAACAAUUGGUGCUAUCGAUCAAUAGUAUUUUUCAUGCUUCACGUAAAGAGUUAGAGUGUAAAAUAUUCUUUAAACCUUUAAGGAAUCAAAGUUUUCGGAGAAGAGAAAUCAAAGUGUUCUUUUUCAACAUACUGGAUCGAAGUACUUGUUUCUAGCGGGACAAGUAUUUAGGGAUAUCGACGAUGAAUGUAUAGACUUACGAUAUAUCGUAGAUAUAUUAUUUAGCUACUAAUAUUUCCGUUUGCAUAGAACGAAACAAACGAAAACGAUACUAACAUCUCAUUUAAUUAGACAAUGUUGCAAAUAUCGUCGAACGUGUACUACCAAUAGAAUUCUAAAAUUCUAUAUAGCAGCUAUGACACGUAGAAUGUUUCCAUAGAAGCGUGUUGGUUUCGAAAGACUUUACCGCAUCUGAUUUUGUACAUAUCAGCGUUUGUUACGGUAUACACAGACACGGCAAACUAAGCCGACGGAGGAGAGGAGAGGAUGAGAAUAACGAGCAUUUAUACUUUGUAAGAUUUCAAUGAACGGAUUGGUUGGCGGGUGUCGACCGCGUUGUACGCGAUUGAGAAGGUCUUGUUUACGAGUAAAAUAAACACUAUCAACGAACGGGAGGCGACACCUGGUCGAAACGAGCAACGAGCAACGAGCUUGUUUUCCAAUAAUCGGAUAAUCACGUAUUAUUUAUUGAACGACCAUUGCGUUAUUCAUGGUUGAUACUAGAUUGCAGCUGAUAUCGGCUUGGGUCAUUUUAGAAAACGUUUUUAAAAUUACCCAAGAAGGCAGUUUACACCUGGAAGCCUCGGUUAGCGUCAACUAUGAGAACCUAGGCCGUGAAAGGCUCAAAUAUUUCAUUGUAUUAUUCGGUAAACGAAACUUCAACGCCUAAUGUUUUACCACGAACUUACAUUAACGUAACGUGAACUGGAUAACGUGUAUGGAGAAUAUUCGAAGCGUAAACAGUUUUCGCAACGAUCGGACGACUCGGUUGCACUCGAUCGACGUCGCGUAGGUCAGGCGAGAGUGAGUAUCGCGGAAAGAUCAACGAUCGAUUGGCACACCUCGUGUGUCCAGUUAAGGUGAGGUGGCAUUUAGUAGCAUUGUACGUGUUACGAUAUGUAGACACAACCGUGUAACAAAAUAUUCACAUAAAUAUAUUUAUACUAUGCAUAAA